UCCUAUAAUCUGUUGUUGUAGUUGUACUUCAUUCUUAACCCCUAUGAGAUACAGACGCCGAUCGAAUAUAACCAGUUUAAUAUACAAAAAGAAGUAUUAUUAAGUAUUAUAGAUAUAACAAUAUAUCACACUUAGUUCUAAAUAUUAUUUAAUGGCAAUGGAUAUUCGACCGAACAAUACAAUAUAUAUAAAUAAUUUGAAUGAGAAAAUAAAAAAAGAUGAACUUAAAAAGUCUCUCUAUGCAAUUUUUUCUCAAUUUGGUCAAAUUCUGGAUAUUGUAGCAUUAAAAACAUUAAAAAUGCGUGGACAAGCAUUUGUUAUUUUUAAGGAAAUUGCUAGUGCUACAAAUGCUUUAAGGUCAAUGCAAGGGUUUCCAUUUUAUGACAAACCAAUGAGGAUACAAUAUGCAAAGACUGAUAGUGAUAUAAUUGCAAAAAUGAAGGGUACUUAUGCAGAACGACCUAAGAAACCAAAACGAGUUGUUCCUGCAGCUGAUGAAGAAGCUAAGCGAGCUAAGAAGCGAGCCAAAGAACAAGCUAAACAUUCGCAACAAAUUAGUUAUCAUGCUGGUGUACCACAACAUCCUGGUUUAGUUAAUGCAGCUGUACCAGAACAACCACCUAAUCAGAUUCUGUUUCUUACGAAUCUACCAGAUGAAACUAGUGAGAUGAUGUUAUCUAUGCUUUUCAAUCAAUUUCCUGGUUUUAAAGAAGUACGUUUAGUACCAAACAGGCAUGAUAUUGCAUUUGUCGAAUUUGAAAAUGAAGUUCAGUCAGGAGCUGCAAAAGAUGCACUUCAAGGAUUUAAGAUCACACCCUCACAUGCAAUGAAAAUAUCAUUUGCGAAAAAGUAAAAUAUGAAAUAUUUUGAUUUGUAUAAAAUUACUGUUGGAGACUGGGAAUGUAUGUAUGCUGUAACAGAUCUGUACACUCAAGUGUAACUUUGUUCAAUGAAAUUUUAUGAAUACAAAUUGAACUUACAGUAUACAGGUUUAAAAAUAAUAUAUGUACAAAAUUCUAUGUAAUGUACACAUACAACAAAAAUACUGUAAAUAGCAAUUAUAUAAGAUUUUACAGAAAUAUAUCAAU
Messenger RNA from Megachile rotundata (alfalfa leafcutting bee), 1088 nucleotides. RefSeq names its product U1 small nuclear ribonucleoprotein A snf (gene snf). NCBI's taxonomy places the organism in Eukaryota, Metazoa, Arthropoda, Insecta, Hymenoptera, Megachilidae. The record is from RefSeq and is a predicted model, not a curated record. Gene Ontology annotation, molecular function: RNA binding.